ACAACCGAAAGCAUUCCCACCGCUACGGGUCAAGUGAUCAUGAGCUGAGCCCACCACGUCCACCUCCUCCAGCUGUCAGAUCGAGACCAGGCAAGCGCCCACUAUCGUCGACAACGCCACUGCUGUGAGAAGAUGCCGGUUUACCGCAAGCGAACAUGGGCGCGAUAAGUAUGAGCGGCUGUGACAAUCACGAGGCUCUCUCCCGACCCCGAGCCGACAGAUCUCCGACUCACCAUGUCCAAGACACAUGUGACUGUGUUGGGGGCCGGCGUCGUCGGCCUCGCGUGCGCCCUCGAGCUCUCCGCCUUGUAUGAUGUGACGAUCGUUGCGCGCAACAUGCCCGGCGACCCGCUCGCCCCCGGAUGGGCGUCGCCGUUCGCGGGCGCCAACCUAGCGCCCGUGCAUCAGUUCGAGGAGGGCGUGACGGAGCAGCAUGUGCGCAUGCAGAAGCAGUGCUUCGACGAAUUUUUCAAGCUCGCCGACGCGUUUCCCGAGUCAAGUGCGCGGCGCACACCCGCCUACGAGUAUCAGGAGAAGUUGAAGAGCUGCAAGGAUGUAUGGUUCAACGUUCUUCCAAACUUUCGCGAGCUGACGGCAACCGAGCUCUCCGACGCCAACUGCACCGGCUCGGGCUGCUUCUACACGACGGUGAUGCUCACACCGGACGUCUUCUUGUCCUGGCUAAGGCGACGAUGCGAGGACGCGGGGGUGCAUUUUAUGCGAGCCGAAGUCGCCAGUCUGCGAGACGCGGCGGCGCUUGCCCCCUGCGAUGUCAUUGUGAACGCAAGCGCUCACGGAUCCCGCACCCUUGCAGAUGUGCAAGAUGCGGCGUGUGUUCCCGUCCGCGGACAGCUCAUGCUUUUCCGCACGCCGUGCGAGGACAUCCACAUCCGCUACGGCGCAGAUUGGACUGACUACACAUAUGUCCUGCCCCGGGGUGAUGGCACUGCGAUUAUGGGUGGGACGAAGGGGUUUUACGAUAUUGACCCGAAUGUACGUCCUGAGGAGGCAGCGGAUAUUCACCGACGCAACCGCCUCAUGCUGCCCAAAUAUGUUCCGCCGACGCUCGGGGAGAUCGACCUCGUUAAGCACCAAGUAGGCAUCCGACCUGAGCGCGAGGGCGGGCCACGCGUGGAAGGAGAGAUCCUCCCGUCUGGUCUGCGGGUCGUGCACACCUAUGGGCUCACAGGCGGCGGCUAUCUCUACUCUUUUGGAAUGGCGAAGGAGGUCAAGAAACUGGCGGAAGGGUUCGUUAACUCGGCCGCUGCUAGACUUUAGCUGGAUGAUUAUAUACGAAUAGGAUGGCCAGCAGGAAGCACCAUCCCGGGUAUGCAAGGCUC
Molecule: messenger RNA, 1340 nt
Organism: Cutaneotrichosporon oleaginosum
Lineage: Eukaryota; Fungi; Basidiomycota; Tremellomycetes; Trichosporonales; Trichosporonaceae
Biological process (GO): D-amino acid catabolic process
Cellular component (GO): cytoplasm
Molecular function (GO): FAD binding; D-amino-acid oxidase activity
Source: RefSeq, a predicted model, not a curated record